This is a messenger RNA of Vigna unguiculata (cowpea), 1194 nucleotides long. RefSeq lists its product as uncharacterized. Gene Ontology annotation, biological process: cellular response to heat. The record is from RefSeq and is a predicted model, not a curated record. Lineage: Eukaryota; Viridiplantae; Streptophyta; Magnoliopsida; Fabales; Fabaceae.
AUUUCUUUCACCAAGGGAAGAAACAAAGAUACGUACACUGCAAAAUAAGAGAAAAAGAAGAAACAAAGGUGAGAAUGUCGUUAGAUGAAAGGACAAAUGCACAAGCAGCUGCUGAACCUGUUCAUGAAGAUUUUAUACCACCCUCCGAUUGGGAUCGCCAGCAAAAUAGUGACACGCUGAUUCUUAUGCUUCCAGGGUUUAGAAAAGAGCAAUUGCGGGUUCAAGUGUCCUCUAACCGUGUCCUAAGGGUGAGUGGUGAAAGAAAGAUCAGUGAGAACAAGUGGCGUAGAUUUCGCAAGGAAGAACCCCUUUCUGAUUCUCAUGACACCAGUGGAAUCAGUGCCAAGUUUGAAGCUGGAAUGCUAUACGUAAAGCUUCCCAAAGUCAUGAAACCACCGUCGUCAUCACCACCACCAUCAUCACCACCACCACCCCCACCACCGUCACCAACACAACAAAAACCUUCAAAGCCCCACCAACCAACAAGUACAAUAACCGAUGAUAAUCACAAACCAGAUGCUACUCAACAACAACAUCAUGAUGAAAAAGACUCAAAAGAAGACACAACUGAAGAAUCCAAGAUUGAGGAACAACAACCACUACCACCACCACGACCACCUCAAGAACAUGAAGACUCUCAAGUGAUGCUGCAAAGGGAGAUGAGCAAAGCAGAAACCGGAGACAAAAGCAGAAGUUAUGAAGAAAUGCAUGAAACGACACAAACGACAGUGAAGGAGCAAAAGGAAGGUGAUGAAGAUUCUGAAAAGAAGGUGGCACAAUCACAAAUAAAAACAGAUGAUGAUGAGAAAGAUAUGAGGGAAGUUAUAGGUUCUAAUAAGGCUGAAGGAACUGGUCUUGAAGGGUUAAGUAGGAUUGGUGUAGCGAAGAUGAACAUAAGGCUAGAGAAGAUUUCUGACAUGGUUUUGGAGGUUAAAAAGCAGAAUAAAGUAGCCAACUUAGUUGUUCUUGUCUUUCUUGUGUUGCUUAUUGGACUCUACGUAAAGAGUGUGGUCAAGUCAUCUUUUGCAGGACCCAGAAACCAAGAACUUUAAUCAAUUGCUUCAUUUUGUGGGGUUUCUGUGUCAACAUGCAUGAAGGCCAUGAGAUUAUAAUUAAUUGAUUGUGAUCUUAAGUUCUUAUAAAUAGAUUGUGAUCUUAAGUUCUUAUAAUUACUUUUUGUAUAUUUCUUCCUUU